This is a messenger RNA of Phaethon lepturus (White-tailed tropicbird), 2274 nucleotides long. RefSeq names its product sodium channel protein type 5 subunit alpha-like. Gene Ontology annotation, biological process: neuronal action potential; sodium ion transmembrane transport; membrane depolarization during action potential. Gene Ontology annotation, cellular component: plasma membrane; voltage-gated sodium channel complex; axon. Gene Ontology annotation, molecular function: voltage-gated sodium channel activity; protein binding. The transcript has 8 exons. The record is from RefSeq and is a predicted model, not a curated record. Lineage: Eukaryota; Metazoa; Chordata; Aves; Phaethontiformes; Phaethontidae. The annotation marks the transcript as partial.
GCAUUUGAAGAUAUUCACCUGCAGAAGAGAAAAAAAGUGAAAAUGCUCCUAGAGUACGCUGAUAAAAUAUUUACCUACAUCUUUUUUAUGGAGAUGCUUCUGAAAUGGGUAGCAUAUGGUUUGCACAGUUAUUUCACAAAUGCCUGGUGUUGGCUUGACUUCAUCAUUGUAUGUCUGUCAUUUGUUUCCUGGGGACUAAGUACUGUUUCCAAAGACACAUCACCUUGUUCUUCUGGGAGUGCCCUGAAAUCUCUCAGGACUCUUAGAGCAUUGAGGCCUCUACGAGCCUUGUCAAGAUUUGAAGGAAUAAAGGUUGUUGUGAAUGCGCUCUUGGGAGCUAUCCCCUCAAUCUUGAACGUUUUGCUCGUCUGUAUUGUCUUCUGGCUCCUGUUUAACAUUGCAGGGGUAAAAUUACUUGGGAAAAAAUUUUGGAAAUGCAUACUCAAGAAAGGAAAUAUCAGUCUAAUUGAUAACAAAGAUAAUUGUACUUUCUAUAAUGGAACAUGGACAAAUAGUGAUGUAAACUUUGAUAAUGUUGGGAUGGGAUACUUGGCUCUUCUGCAAGUGGCAACUUUUAAAGGUUGGAUGGAUAUUAUGUAUGCAGCAGUGGAUUCACGUAAGAUAGAUGAACAGCCGAAGUUUGAAGCAUUCUUAGCCAUGUACAUGUAUUUUGUGAUUUUCAUUAUUUUUGGAUCUUUCUUCAUGCUGAACCUUUUCAUUGGAGUGGUUAUCAGCAAUUUUAACCAACAAAGGAAAAAGAUAAGUGGAAAAGAUCUAUUUCUGACUGAGGAACAGAAAAAGUACUAUAAUGCCCUAAAAAAACUUGGAUCCAAGAAACCUCAAAAACCCAUCCCAAGACCAUUGAAUGUGUUCCAAGGAUUACUGUUUGAUAUAGUAUCACACAAAGCAUUUGACAUUACCGUGGUGACUUUCAUCUGUCUAAAUAUGGUCAUUAUGAUGGCAGAAAGUAGUGAGAACAGAAUCAAGGAUGUCCUUAAUAAAAUCAACUUCUUUUUUGUGGCGAUAUUUACUGGGGAAUGUGUCAUAAAAAUACUAGCCUUAAGACAUUACUUCUUCACCAGUGGCUGGAACAUAUUUGAUUUAGCUGUUGUGGUCCUUUCACUAGUUAGUAUUGGACUUUCUGAAGGCUUUCGAACUUUGUUCUCUCCUACACUUCUGAGAAUUUUUCGUUUGGCAAGAAUUGGCCGAAUCCUGAGAUUAAUUCGAAAAGCUAGAGGAAUUCGAACUCUUCUUUUUGCAUUACUGAUGUCUCUUCCUGCACUGUUCAACAUUGGUCUUUUGCUUUUUCUAGUUAUGUUCAUUUAUGCCAUUGUGGGCAUGACCAACUUUGCCUGUCUUGGCUGGGAAGGUGGGAUUGAUAACCUUUUCAACUUUCAAACCUUUGAUAGUAGCAUUCUCUGUCUCUUCCAAAUUACAACAUCAGCUGGGUGGGAUGGUCUUUUGGUCCCUCUGUUAAAAGGAUCUGAUUCAUGUGCUCCCAACUUAAAUUUAACAGAUACACAGAAAGAAAAUUGCACAAAUAAGGAGGUUGGUAUUUUAUUUUUUGUAAGCUAUAUAAUUAUAUCAUUUCUCAUUGUUGUAAAUAUGUACAUAGCUGUCAUUCUAGAGAACUUCAGUGUUGCCACUGAAGAAAGCACAGAUCCUCUUUGUGAGGAUGACUUUGAUAUGUUUUAUGAGACCUGGGGAAAAUUUGAUCCUCAGGCAACACAGUUUAUUGAAUAUUCUGCUCUUUCAGACUUUGCAGAUGCUCUGACAGAACCCUUACGCAUUCCAAAGCCUAAUAAAAUUCAGCUUAUAUCCAUGGACCUCCCCAUAGUUAGUGGAGAUAAGAUCCACUGCUUGGAUAUCUUGCUUGCUUUUACUAAAAGGGUCUUGGGAGAAUCUGGAGAUUUGGAUGGUCUUGAAUUACAAAUGGAAGAAAAAUUUAUGGUUGCCAAUCCAUCUAAAGUUUCUUACAAGCCAAUUACUAGUACCCUUAAAAGAAAACAAGAGGAGGUAUCAGCUCUUAUUAUUCAGAGGGCCUUCAGGAGGUAUUUGAUGCAGCGUUCUUUUAAAAACAAAUCUUUCCUAUACCGUCAUAAACAUAACAGUGCUGUCUUUGAAGAAGAAACACUUGAGAAGGAUUGUCUUAUUGCAUCAAUGCUUAAUGAAAAUAAUGGUAGGAAGCUAGAUACUAGGACUACAUCUUCCGUAUCUCUCCCUUUAUUUUAUGAUGGUAUUGCUGAAACAGAUAGCAAUAACAUCGACACUUAA